Schistosoma rodhaini is the source of this 776-nucleotide messenger RNA. Lineage: Eukaryota; Metazoa; Platyhelminthes; Trematoda; Strigeidida; Schistosomatidae. The record is from the annotation of a GenBank genome assembly.
AAAACAAGUCAAAUAAGAUGAGAAAUUUCUACAUUCCUUCUAUAAAUUAGUAACAUUUAUGUUCUAUGAAUCAUCGUAACUGGCAAACGUUAUAGCAAUGGGUGUGUCUGAAAUUGGGCGUAGAUGAAUAAACAACACUGACGAAUAAUUCUAUAAAGCCAUGAUAACUAUGAAUUCUGUCAUCUUAGUAUUCUUAAGAUAUAGUCAAAUAGUCAAACUAACAGUGGAAGUGGAAAUAGAAGUAUUGGAUUAAUAUGUAUUUUAUGUUAACUUUCAAAUUGAAAUCGUUCAGUCGUACAUAUCCACAAUCAACUGCCGGUCAACCUGUCCAACUGGAAUUCGAUGUAGAUUCAGGUGUGUUUUAUUAUGCUUUUAUACCAACACAGAAGAAUUGUACAAAUGUGAACUCAGCAUUGUUAGUUGCAGAAAUUUUUGCUCCAAUGUCGAUUCAUUAUCCACAUGGAAUGAGGACUCGUUUCAUCCCAGAACAAUUAUCUUAUAAAGUGUAUGAAAAUAAUACUAAUUUAAUAUUUGUUUAUAUGCCAUGUACUUUGAUGAAGACGAAUAUUGAACUUAUAGAAAUAACGAUCAUACCAAAACAAAAUUAAGAUAAUCAUUCAAACAGUAAUAAUUUUAUUUGUUUACUAGUUUAUUCGAAAUCUGUAUCCAUUUUGUUGAUUGUUAAUUCGUUGUUAUUUUUGCAUCUUUUAACUUAUUUUGGAUAAACUAAAGAAAGUCAACUUGAUGGAAUGUUUGAAACUUACUUUCAUUUUGCG